This is a messenger RNA of Pocillopora meandrina, 1113 nucleotides long. The record is from the annotation of a GenBank genome assembly. Lineage: Eukaryota; Metazoa; Cnidaria; Anthozoa; Scleractinia; Pocilloporidae.
AUGCCGGUCGCAGAAAAUGAAGAACAAAAGUUCUGGGAAUUGGGACUUUUAAGUUGUAAGUCAGUCAAAUCACUGCUUCUUACAGUUUAUUAUUAUAACGGGAAGUUAUUUGGGCUUCGUGGCGGUUAACAUAGAAAUAUAACUGUAGCAAAUUUUGAUGUUGGUUUGAAUUUCAUCCGUUUCGAAGAGGACUCUUCGCGGUGGUCUUACCGAUUUAAAAUACGAACCACGCACAGUGGAACAUGUUUGCAGGGGCCUCGCAGAGGGAGGGGUUGGGAGGGCUUACAAGCAAACAUUUGUUAGGUAGUAUCUAUUGUUAUUUCAGGGCAGAGCUCCAGGUUGGGACAUCAAUGGAUUAUAUUACAAACGAAUUGGUUCUUGAAUGUUUACACAGGUAGCAUAUUGUGCAGUAUUAUGUUACAUGUAUAUGAAACCAUGCGGUUGACUGAGUAAUUAUGUAAUCCGUAAGAAACAUCAGACGAACUUAAAAUAAGUAAAAACACACCUUGCUUUUCCUAAAAAUAUUUCAAAAUACAGAUGACGUGAAGAUAACCUAAUCAAUAUACGAGUUUCUCUCUUCCCAGCCUGUCUGCUUUUUAGUCUUUAUUUUUCUGUAUAAACCAUUUGUCUGACUGUUCGCAAGUCUCUUUCUCCUCCUCCCCGUGACAUCUCACACCAGAGAAAAAAGCGCCCAGAAGAUGAGAUUGUCUUUUAGUCUGCUUAUGGCCAUCGUCGAAAUUUAAAUUUCCCAUCUAUCUCUUUCUGACCGCUCUCUAACUUGCCCUUGCUUUUUCACUCUGUUUGUUCGGAUUCGCCAUCAACAUGAAUUCACUGUAUUAUCUCUGUUAUUUUCUAAGGGCCCCAAACCAUCAAACCGCUCAUCAUCUUUUUCCCAGCGUGAGUCAGAUCUAUUAUCCACAGAUCACUCCUACAGUCGCGCAAACAUGGGGUUUGGGGUGAGGUACAAUUACUAGCAGUCACUCUACGAGGGGAUUGUUAAUCAUAUUUCAUAUCUUAAAGCCCUGGCCCGGAGAAGGAGAAGUCAACCUUCUCCAGGCCAGAAGUAAUGACGGGCUGAAAAUAACGUGUGGUACUGGGAAGGAAAAAGGGUCA